GGGACCAGGGGCGGAGCGGGGAUACACCCGGGCCGCCGGUUUUGUCACCAGGGGGCUCCCGAGACUCUCAGCGCGGAGCGUGUGCGCCUGCGCCCUCACCUCUGGCGACUCCAGAGGGGCUUGGACCGGGCGACCCCAGGUUGCGCAUGCGUGUGUCGCUCCUGCGGUUGCGAUUGGCUUUCAGGCGACCGUGCAGGUGUGCGCAUGCGCCGCCGUAGAAGGCAGGCCCUUAGGGUAAGAUGGCCGCGGGAAGUUUUGCUUCCCGCCUCAGGGGCUCCCGGCGCUUUCUGAGUGUCUUCGUGGCCGGGGCUGUGGUGGGCGCCGCGGGAGGCGGGUUCACGGCCCUGCAGGUGCUCCGGAGUCAGGGCGCUGAGGCAGCGUUGGCGGUGAGGGAGCCCGACGGUUGUGCAGAAAAGGCUCUCUUGGAACAAUUUGGAGUCCCUUUAACUGGAACAGAGACUAGGCGUUACACUAAUCAUGCCUUGUCUUAUGAUCAGUCGAAGCGGGUGCCUAGAUGGGUACUUGAACAUAUAUCCAAAAGCAAGAUAAUGGGUGAUGCCGACAGAAAACAUUGUAAAUUUAAGCCUGAUCCCAACAUCCCUCCAACCUUCAGUGCCUUCAAUGAAGACUAUGUUGGGAGUGGGUGGUCACGAGGACACAUGGCUCCAGCAGGAAAUAACAAAUUUUCAUCUCAAGCCAUGGCUGAAACCUUUUACCUUUCUAAUAUUGUGCCUCAGAAUUUUGAUAAUAAUGCUGGAUAUUGGAACAGAAUGGAAAUGUACUGUCGAGAACUGACGGAGAGGUUUGAAGAUGUUUGGAUCGUAUCUGGUCCGUUGACUUUACCUCAGACUGGAAGUGAUGGAAAGAAAACAGUUAGUUACCAGGUGAUCGGUGAGGAUAAUGUGGCGGUCCCCUCGCACCUUUAUAAGGUGAUCCUGGCUCGCAGAAGCCCAGCGUCCGCUGAACCACUGGCACUAGGGGCCUUCGUGGUGCCCAAUGAAGCCAUUGGCUUCCAACGCCAGCUAAGUGAAUUCCAAGUGAGUCUUCAGGACCUGGAGAAGUUAUCCGGACUGGUGUUUUUUCCUCAUUUGGAUAGAACUGUUGGCAUCAGGAAUAUCUGCUCUGUGGACACCUGCAAACUCCUGGAUUUCCAGGAGUUCACCCUGUACCUGAGCACGAGAAAGAUGGAGGGAGCCCGAUCAGUAUCCAGACUGGAAAAGGUCAUGGAAAAUUUGAAGAACGCAGGGGUUGAACCAGAUGAUUACUUCAUGAACCGCUACAAGAAGAAACUAGAAGAACUCCAAGCCAAGGAGCAGUCAGGACCCCUGACUGGAGAGACAAAGCCAUCUUAGUUGCCAUCUCGGAAGACGUGCGAGAGCAUCUCUGACGAAGCAGGUGUGUCUUCUCCAGGCUGAUGUAUUUUUCGUGGCUUGGCUUUAAAGAAAUUACGAACUCCUAAACGUAAGACUAAAUUUCUCUCCAGAGAUAAAAGAUCCAAAAGAUGAGAGAUCAGUAUUUUAUUUGACGUGGGAACUAAUUAAGGAAACCGUGAGGUCUGCAGGUUGUGUGCCGAUCUUGUGUCAGUUCACAGGACUCUGACCACAAGAUGACAUUGUUUUUGUGUCCCUCUGGACGUCAGCACGUGAACGCAUUUUGUCUUUGUGCCUCCAGGUCACGCACUGCGUGUGAUGUAUCUGCUCAGCUGUCUUCAAGUCCAGUGUUGUGUGUUUUCUUUCUCUAGGACCCGAGUUGCUCUUUGAGGUGGCUUUUAGACGUCCUCUGUGCGCUGUCCUGUCCACGUGUGUUAUAGUGGCAUAGAUUUGUUUCUUCUCACAGACCUGCUGGUCCUCCACGGGUGUCACACAGAAGCCCUCGGCUACAUUUUCUGUGCGCUUAGUAUGUUCUGUGUACUAAGCUCAAUGCUUUACAUGUAUUAUCUUUCAGCGACUCUCCGAGGUAAAUCCCACUGCCCUCAUUUUACACACGAGGAAAUUAAGGCUUAGGGAGCUUAAGUGUUUUGUCCAGGCUUCACCUUUCCAAAGAAGUAACUCACAGAGGUAGGAGGCAUGUGGGGCAGAGAAGAAACCUCACAGCGUGAGGUAGGUUCAAAUAAUCCUCACACAGAGGCUUUUGACUCAGAAAUACAUAUAUACACACAUGGGGAUUGGUGAUCCUGGGCCUGCUUGCUAAGAGAUUGCUUGUCUGCCAUCGAACCAAAUCUUGAAUGUCCUCCGACUUAAACCCUCCUUAGCUCUUUGGGAAGAAAUAAUCACAGAUAUUUGAAAGUUAGGGGGCAUUGCUUUUUUGGAGUCUUAUCAGAGCCCCUACUUGCCUCCAGGGAUGCAGUUCUCUUAGUGACCAAAUGGUGCCAAACUGAUACGUUCUUUGCUUUCCAGGUGAGCAGUUUGUUCCACAGAUUAAGCGACCUAACGAGGGUCUGUGCCCACAGAGUCGCCAGCUCAUGAUUUGCUCCCCUUGUGCCUGCUUGUCUACCUGGGCAGCAGACGACGGGGUGCUUUGGGCCAAAGGCUCAGAGACCAUUCUGAUUAUCUCUAGGGGAAACGACGGCUGUUUUUCUGAGCCAGAUCUCUAGAUUUGGGUUUACAUGGAAUCCUUUCAGGGACUACCAUAAGUAUAGGCCACAAAAUACCUUAAAAUAGGGCACAGGAGCGUCUAAAUGUGUCCUAUCAGUGCGGUUCCGUGUGGUAUUACGAGAACGGUUUUUGUGGUGUUCGGUGUGUUUGUCUCUAACAGAAACGCAAGGCUUUAAGCUAAAGGUAAGAUGGUGGUGAUUGACCUUGUUCUGCUCCUUUAUUUGGGCAAAAAACAAAGAAGUUGGGAGGGUCAGAACACAGUAGCCUGACGAAUCCAGUGUGUUUUAUCACACUGUUCGCCAUUAGCUUAUGCCAGUCCUCUCUUCUCAGGGAUGAAGAGCCAAAAUGUCACCGUGACCACAAAAUCUGUUACUUUCUCUCCUCACUGGAGAGGUGAUGGUGGGGCCUCCCGGUGUGGUGUUUCUCUCGGCAUGAGGGGGCGGCUCUGUGGGAGAAGUCCCGGGCGCUUAGCAUGCAUCUCUGGAGGUGAGCUCCCAUCUUCUUCCCCCACGUCUGGCACUGUGCUCUUGUUCUAGCCUGAAUUUCCUUCAGCCUUGGACUUCCUUCCCGUGCUCUUCUCCCUCCUAACCCUCCGCCUAGACGGUGGAUAAUCUUGAUUUUUAGAUCAGUAAAUUUAGGUGCCUUAGGUUUUUAGUAUGAAAAGUGCUACCUGGUCAUUGUGAAAAGUAGAAAUGCUUAUAACGAAAAAUGCAGUCUCCCAGUCUUCAUUUUAACAUGGAGAAGUUGUGUUGGUCUAUAGGAGGGAGGCUUGAAUUGUCUGAACACGUCCAUUAAGAGUCCCUCCAAAACAAACUGAAAUGUGAGUACUAGAUAGAGCUUAGAAUUUUCCCCUGGAUCAGAUCGAUGCUUUACACGUGUUAUCUUUCAGCAACUCUCCGAGGUGAAUCCCACUGUCCUCAUUUUACACACGAGGAAAUUAAGGCUUAGGGAGCUUAUUAGGGAGCUUAAGCGUUUUGUCCAGGCUUCACCUUUCCAACUCACAGAGGUAGGAGGCAUGCGGGGCAGAGAAGGUGGGACUCCCCUGGUAGGCCUGCUGAUUAUUUGGACGCAGCUGCAGGAGAUCCGUAAGCCACUCCCAGCACCAGGUCUGUCCCCUCUGACCAAAUAAGCUCAUAUUACCCACCUUAGCAAGUAACCAUCCUCUUGGUCCCUCCUUGGGGUCUGCUGAGUUCUCAGGCUGGGUCUGGGCCUCCGCCUUCUGUCCGCUGAUGCUCAGGGGAGUACCCUGGCCAAGGGGAAGGCUGCUGUGGAAGAAUAGCCAUCUGCACGGGCUCUGCUGCCAGCAACCCCAUCUGUAGGUGAGGAGCACUCCCUAAUGUCCCCACCCCCAGGGACAUCUUUAUUUGAGACUCCAGGCUCUUUGGUCUCCGGAUCGAGAAUAUUUGACCAGUGUUGUAUGCGGCAGAGGUAGGAUGGGUGUGCCAGCUCCUUACUGCGGGCUAGCAUUUCUGCCUUGUACCUUGACCUUCAAACAACUGCAAACCUCUGCCCCUCCGUCAGGCCUCUGAAGCACACAGAGGAGAGACGGUGUGAUCUUGAGGGAGCACGCCUGCAGGGCUGGGCUCAGCCCGGAGCAGCCCCACUCUUGGAGUGACUGAGCGCUGCCGUCACCUGUGCUCUCUGUCUCAUCCCUGGGAGCAUGUAAGUGUCACUUACAUCAGCAGCCUGUCCCUGAAGCUGUCCCCGCUCACUCCUGCACAGCCUCCCCCUGUGUGCCCUUACCUGUCCUGGGCACACUCCGCCUUCCCCCUUGAUCCUUCAGUUCAUUCUGCUGGAAGUGGUCAAGGGGGCCUCGCAUCUGGCCCGGGACUCCUGCUCCUGCCUGCCUCCACGCCCCACCUCUCAGGUCCAGCCUCACCUCCAGGGACCAACCCACAGGUCACUGGAGAAGACCAAGUGCAGGAACUGGACCUCGGCGUGGAGCCUGUGUAAUUUGGGGUGUGCAGUGGGGAUGUGGUGAAUGGACUUCUCUUAGUGUUCCUGAACGUGCCGUCAUGGCCUAGGGGCUGGUCAGCCCCCGAGUGCAGAGUGCCUCUAGGGGUCACUGUGGCCUCAUGCCACACUGCAAGACUCGAGUCUGUCGUGACCGUGUCCGACAAAGAACUUACCGCUAGCUCUGUAAGCCACGAAGGGUGCAGUCAGCUUCAGACGUCAGGCUCCCGGCUCUCAGGCCAGAUGAAACAGGCCGUCUUGUCCAGUAGGCCUCAUGUUUGACUCGUCAGAAUGUGAGAUUUUCCCCCCAACUUUAUUUUGAAUAAUGUCCUUACAAGUUGAGGGGAGAGUACAGAAUGCUCUCUCCCUUGAUAUUUUGUCCCAUUUGCUUUCUCUUUUUCUCGAACCAUUUAAAAGUAGUUCUUGGAGGGGGGGGGGGUGGGCACCUGGGUGGCUCAGUCAGUUAAGUGUCCCAACUUUGGCUUAGGUGAUGAUCUCACAGUUGGUGAGUUCGAGCCCCGGGUCAGGCUCUGUGCUGACAGCUUGGAGCCUGGAGCCUGCUCCGGAUUCUGUGUCUCCCCCUUUCUCUGCCCCCUCCCCUGCUUGCUCUCUGUCUCUUGCUCUCUCAAAAAAAAAAAAAAAAACAAACAUUAAAAAAAAUAAAAGUAAUUGGUUAAAAAAAGAAGUUGUAGACAUUACACUUUAUUCUUAAAUACUUUGGCCGGUAUUACCUAAGAAUAAAGACUUUCCCCCUAUAUUUCCAGAAUACCGUUAUCAUAUCUGUAAGGAAAUUAUCAAGAAUUCAGUAUCAUCUAAUGAACAGUGUCUUAACAUUCACCUAGGUUUUCCCCAAAAGUCUUACACUUUUGUUUUGAAUAUCCAUGUCUCAGUCAAGAUUUGAUUAUUGUAUUUUGUUGUCAUGUGUAGUCUUUGUUAAUCUAGAACGUUCUUCCCAGUGAGCUUCAAAGAGAGAGCUUCGAGAGAGAGUGCUCCAGUGAGUCGUGACCCUUGAGCCCCAAACUUCGAACAGAUGUCCACCAGCUGGUCCAGCUCAGGGCAACUGCACUCGGACAUGUCCCGGCAGCUCACGUGGCUCCAGUUCAUUAACCGCCAGGAACUGGACCAUGUUGUCAGGUGCUUCUUCACGAAUCUUAAGCUGGAGCACCCGUGCAGCCUUGCUGUACACGUGCUUUGCCCGCUGGUGGAGUUUGAAGAUGAGCACGUCUUGAGUGUUCGGGCUUAGAAUUUGGGUUCAAAGCUCCUGCAGGCUAAUUCCCAGACACCUGUAGACCUCUUCAGGGCUAUAGGGUUCAAGGUGAAGAACAUCUUCUGUGAUCCUCAGCAUUUCUUCCAGACUCACCCUUAGUUUGGCCUACACCUCCUCUAGCUGCAGUAUUUUAUCCCAUUUCAAGCCUUUGUACUUAGCCAGGAGUUUGGCCCCAAACUCCCAGUGUGUAGAAUGGUGCACUUGAUGGCUACUUCACAAGCUACC
This is a messenger RNA of Panthera uncia (snow leopard), 6039 nucleotides long. It is a transcript of the gene EXOG, whose product is annotated as exo/endonuclease G. NCBI's taxonomy places the organism in Eukaryota, Metazoa, Chordata, Mammalia, Carnivora, Felidae. The transcript is spliced from 6 exons. Gene Ontology annotation, biological process: apoptotic DNA fragmentation. Gene Ontology annotation, molecular function: RNA endonuclease activity; nucleic acid binding; metal ion binding. The record is from RefSeq and is a predicted model, not a curated record. Gene Ontology annotation, cellular component: nucleus; mitochondrial inner membrane. Bases 240 to 1352 code for a protein of 370 amino acids.